Molecule: messenger RNA, 838 nt
Organism: Cucumis sativus (cucumber)
Lineage: Eukaryota; Viridiplantae; Streptophyta; Magnoliopsida; Cucurbitales; Cucurbitaceae
Exons: 1
Coding region: 16-606 (196 amino acids)
Cellular component (GO): chloroplast
Source: RefSeq, a predicted model, not a curated record
GAGAAACCGAAAGAUAUGGAUAAAGCAACUCCAGAAUACGAAGGUCGGGAGUCAGAAACAAUGGAAUCAAUCAGUCUCCACCAAAUUCUCGCUUCUAAACCACCGCUCUCAACCAUCAAUCCUCAAAAAUUCUCCCCAACUUCUCAAAUUCAGAUCUUCUUUCCAACUCUACGCCACCAACGCCCUCUCAGGAUCAAACCGAUCAACGCCACUGGCACCGACGGCGACACCGCACCACCGCAGGUUCCGCCGGAAAUAACGCCUCCGGAGACGGUUGAAGUGCGGUUUCGUAAGCGGUCGAGAAGACGAUCAAAACAGGAGAGGGAGGAUGGAGCGGCGAUGGGAAAUGGGCGGCCGAGAAAGGCGGCAGCGGAGGUUGGUUCCAGUAAGACGAAGAAAUGGGAGGAGAUGAGCGUGGCGGAAAAGACGAUGGAGGUGUAUAUGGGAGAGAAGGGUUUGUUGUUUUGGCUAAACAAAUUUGCUUAUGCUUCCAUUUUUAUUAUGAUUGGUGGUUGGAUUGUGUUUCGAUUCGUCGGGCCUUCGCUAAAUCUUUAUCAGUUGGAUACUCCGCCAUUAUCUCCGACUUCUGUAUUCAAGGGCUCAUGAUCGUCGGAACCACCUUCCUUUAGUUUCGAUCUUUAAUCCUUUUUCAUACAUCAUCUAUCGCGGCUGUUCAAGUAUUGUUGUAAAUUCUUGUACUGGAGAUUUCUUAACUGACAAGUGUUAGUGGAGAAUUUGGUGAUUAUGAAUUUUGGGUUUGAUCAUUAGAAUACUUUGUGGAAGAUAUUGUGAGUUAUCUAUUAGUGGAAGACACUGAAAUAUCUUUAGCUUUACCCUU